AUGGCCUCCAAACAGGCGCUUAUGGUUGAGGAGGGCAAGUUGCCAACCAACCAGGCUGUUUUUGAGAAGAAUGCUGAAAAAGUUGUGUUUGAACUUGAGCCGAAAACAAUUGGUUUAACGAAGGAGCAGUUGGAAAAAUAUCGAAAUGAUCCAUUCUGGAGACCGCUUAGGACCGUGCUGUUCGUGCUUUUCUGGGUAGCAUGGAUUGCGAUGUUCGCCGGAGCCAUUCUUAUCGUUGUUUUGUCGCCGAAAUGUGCUGUCAAACAAAAGCCCGAAUGGUGGCAAACGAAGGUCUCA
Cylicostephanus goldi is the source of this 297-nucleotide messenger RNA. NCBI's taxonomy places the organism in Eukaryota, Metazoa, Nematoda, Chromadorea, Rhabditida, Strongylidae. The record is from the annotation of a GenBank genome assembly.